CAGUUGUUCGACAUGGCUCGUACCAAGCAGACCGCACGUAAAUCCACCGGUGGCAAGGCGCCCCGCAAACAGUUGGCCACCAAAGCCGCUCGCAAGAGUGCGCCGGCCACUGGAGGAGUCAAGAAACCCCAUCGUUAUCGUCCCGGCACCGUCGCCCUUCGUGAGAUCCGUCGCUACCAAAAGUCGACCGAGCUUCUGAUCCGCAAGUUGCCAUUCCAGCGCUUGGUCAGAGAAAUCGCCCAGGAUUUCAAGACCGACUUGCGUUUCCAGAGCUCGGCCGUCAUGGCCCUGCAGGAGGCCAGCGAAGCUUACUUGGUGGGUCUUUUCGAAGACACAAACUUGUGCGCCAUCCACGCCAAGCGAGUCACCAUCAUGCCUAAAGACAUCCAGCUCGCCCGUCGUAUCCGUGGUGAACGAGCGUAAACGAUUCCAGUCCCUUUUAACAAAUCGGCCCUUUUCAGGGCCACUACUUACUAUAGAAAAUUAAUCGAUUCUUAAUCUGAAUUCCAUUCCCCUAUCCCUCACCUCAACA
Molecule: messenger RNA, 532 nt
Organism: Daphnia pulicaria
Lineage: Eukaryota; Metazoa; Arthropoda; Branchiopoda; Diplostraca; Daphniidae
Product: histone H3
Exons: 1
Coding region: 13-423 (136 amino acids)
Cellular component (GO): nucleosome
Molecular function (GO): structural constituent of chromatin; protein heterodimerization activity; DNA binding
Source: RefSeq, a predicted model, not a curated record